GAGCGGCUUCCCUUUGACGCCCAACGUACCUCAUUACACAUUAGUGCAGCAGCGGCUGUGGGAGCGGGAACGCGAAAGACCGGUUUGACCCUUGCAGGAGCCGCAGCGAAAGCGUCGCAGCGAAAGCGGACGAAGAAAGGGGCAGCCGUCGCGCCAUGUCGGGCGCGCAAGUGCACAUGUGCAAGACCAUCUUUCCCGCUCACGCCGACCAUCAUGGGGCGCUCAGCGCGGGGCAGCUCCUCAAGUGGAUCGACACCACGGCUUGCUUAGCGGCUGAAAAACAUGCUGGCUUCUCUUGCGUGACGGCAUCAGUGGAUGAUAUACAGUUUGAAGAGACUGCCAGAGUUGGACAAAUUAUCAGCAUCAAUGCAAAAGUAAACCGGGCAUUCACUACCAGUAUGGAGGUUGGUGUCAAAGUUACAUUACAAGAUCCCCUAACUAAUAUUGAGAAAUUGAUUUGUGUGGCUUUCUCUACCUAUGUGGCAAGACCAGCAGAUGGUGAAAAGGUGAACUUAAAACCAGUAAAGCUUCUUACUGCAGAAGAUUUCCUGGAGUACACACUAGCUGUUGAGAGAAGAAAAAUCCGCCUGGAUCCUGAAUGUAACUUUAAGAACCUAAUGCAAGAGUGUGACAUGAAUGAUGAAUAUGUUUGCAGUAACAAGGAAGACGUGGUUUCCACAGACCUUACCCAUGUACAAAGUAUUGAACUUGUAUUGCCCCCUCAUGCCAAUCAUCAAGGAAAUACAUUUGGUGGCCAAAUUAUGGCUUGGAUGGAAACAGCAGCUGCUAUUUCUGCAAGUCGCCUGAGUCAUUUUCAUCCAACUUUGAAAUCUGUAGAUAUGUUUAAAUUUCUGGGACCUUCGACUGUGGGUGACCGCCUUGUUUUCAAUGCAAUAGUAAACAAUACUUUUCAUAAAAGCGUUGAGGUUGGAGUUCGUGUUGAGGCCUUCAACUGUGAAGAAUGGGCCAAAGGUCACGCGAGACAUAUUAACAGUGCAUUUUUCAUUUUUAAUGCUGUAAAAGAAAACAGCGAGCUUUUUACAUUUCCCAGAGUCAAGUCUACUACAAAGGAUGGUUUAAGAAGGUACCAUGAAGCUGUUGCCCGGAAGAGAAUUCGAUUAGCCAGGAAAUGUGUUCUCUUGAGGAAUGAAGCUGAUUACAUCCCUGAUCCCUGGGACAAAACCAACCAGGAAAACAUAAUCAACAGCAAUAUUGCAGCACUGACUACAAUGGCAGCAAAACCUGGAUGGGCAAUAACUAGAACUCUAGACUGUAUUAAAGUAUUCUCUCUAGAAGAAGAUGCUAUGGCAAUCAAAGUUGAAAUGGAAGUACAAAUACUAUCAGAACUAGCCUUUUCCCUUUUAUCUGACUUCACACACCAGACGCAUUGGGACAAAUACUAUUUAACUUCUAGAAUUGUGCGGAAUGUAACAGAAGAUGACAAAAUAUACUCCAUUACAUCCCCAUCAGUUAAUGGAAAUAACUCUAAUGACUUUUUAAUUCUUGUAUCUCGAAGAAAACCCUGUAAGACUGGUGAUCCCUACGUAAUAGCUGCAAGGUCAGUUGACUUGACGUGUGUUCCACCUUUUAACCAAAACUACUGCAGAAGUCAAAUAGAGUGUGCAGGAUUCUUGAUCUACAGUGAAGGCAACAAUUCUUUGGUUUCCUUUUAUAACCAGGGCACCCCUGCUGUUAUGUCUUAUUUUGCUUCAAACUCUACUGGCCAGUCCGAAUCAAUUGAGGAUACAGCUUCUGCAUGCAUUCAGUUCUUGGAAUUAGAGAGCAGCAAGCUGAAUGCUGCUUCGUUAAAUGACAGUUCAUAAAUAACUUUUAAAAUGACAAAGUCUAGAUCAUCAGUUACAAUCAGUGUUCCCUCUAAACUGAGUUAGCUCACAGAGUUUUAGCCUCCAGCUCACACAUUUUUGAUGACCCCAGAGCACUCUAAUUUAUGCAUUAACUCACAACUUCAAUGCCAGUAGGCCACAAAGUAGAAUCUUUGCUCACAAGAUUCUGCAGUUUUGAGGAAACAUUGGUUACAAUAGUUAUAUUAAUCUGACAAACCAAUUGUCACUGCUGUGUUCAUAAUCACAACUUAUAUGGAGACCACUGAUUUGACCAGCACGGGACCUGUGGACACUACUGUGCCCACCCAUGUGCUUCUUGACUUUCUUUCACCAGGAACUCCUCAAAUAAUCCCAGAAGGCAUCACUUUUGGAUCAGUAUGGAACACCAAUUCAUAUCAUAUAUACCUUCCCCCCUCACAAAAGGAUCUCAAGAGAGAUUUGGGGUUAUGUUAUUGUGGUUUUAAUUCGAAAUGUUUUAACUAUUAUUGUAAGCUGCCUUGAAUCAUGAGAAAAGGUGAGAUAUAAACAUUUUUAUAAAUAAAACUGA
Molecule: messenger RNA, 2391 nt
Organism: Heteronotia binoei (common prickly gecko)
Lineage: Eukaryota; Metazoa; Chordata; Lepidosauria; Squamata; Gekkonidae
Gene: ACOT12
Product: acyl-CoA thioesterase 12
Exons: 15
Coding region: 156-1823 (555 amino acids)
Cellular component (GO): extracellular exosome
Molecular function (GO): acetyl-CoA hydrolase activity; lipid binding
Source: RefSeq, a predicted model, not a curated record